AUGUUUAUUCUUCUUAGUCUCGUUGCAAUAUCCUUUGCUCAAAAUAAAUGCUCAACAGCUAUUUCUAUUACUCCAUAUUUUGAUGUAUAUGAUUCAGGAACAUUUACAUUAACAGAUAAUAAUCCAUCUACAUGGAAUUGUUAUUCAUCUGGUAAUGUUAAUCAAAAUGCUUAUGUCUUUAAAUUUACUAGUGAUUCUGAUGCAUCAUAUAUUGCAAGUACUUGUUAUCCAGAAACAGUUAUUGCACCAAGAAUUAUUGUUGGAACAAAAUGUGAGAAUGAUGUUACUACAGAAUGUAUUGGAGCAGAAGAUAUUUCUCAAAAUGUAUGUGAAGGACAUAGAUCAAAAGUUAGAUUUAAUGUUCUUAAAAACCAAGAAGUCUUUGUAAUGGUUACUGGUGUUACAAAGAAUGAAACUGGUGCAUUUAGAUUAACUGUUAAUAAGGAAACAAAACCAAAUAAUUCAUAUUGUCAAACUGCUAUUAAAUUAGCACUUCCAACUACUAUUACUCAAGACAUUGAUACAAAUCAUACUAAACCAGAUUCUUAUAAAUUUGGUCAUGGCUUUUGGUAUCAAUUUACAGCAAAGAAAGAUAAAGUUUAUAUUAAUACAUGCAACAAAUUUACUACUGUUAGUACUUCUAUUUCUAUACUUUCUGUUGAAGGAGCAAAUAUUACAGGUAAUUGUAAAGGGGAUGAACCAUUAAUUCAAGUGAGUAAGAAUUGUGGAAUAAAAUCAAGACUUGCAUAUAAUGUUGUAGUUGGAAACAAAUAUUUUGUUUUUGUUGGUUUUAAACAACAUGAUAUUUAUAAUCCAGAACCUGGAACUAUUCAAACAUAUUUCUCAUAUGAGGCUGAUGCAUCAACAUGUUCUCGUUCAUAUGCAAUUACUUCAUUCCCAGCUAUUCUUGAAGUUGAAGUUGCAGGAUUAAAUAAAGACAAAACAGGAUGUGGUAAAAAUAAUUAUGGAUUUUAUACAUCAGUUCAAGGAGAUGAUAAUAUGUAUGCAAUUCAUACCUGUGCUUCAAUAAAUAAACAUACUGAUAUAGAAGUUUAUGUUGAUGAUUGUAAUGUUUGUUAUUCAGGUGGAUAUAGAAAAUGUGGGAUAAAUUCAUAUAUUGUUAUGAAGCUAGAAAAGAAUCAUCAUUAUUAUAUUAGAGCAUCAUCAAUUGAUGAAAAUGCAACUGUUGUUUUGAAUAUUUUAAGAGUAGAUGAUGUUAGUAAUUUCCAAUGCUCUAAUGCUCAUUCAGUUUUACUUAGAAAUAAAGGAGAUAUUUUUUCUUCAAAUGUUAUUGCAUCAAAUAGAAUUCCAACUACAACAGGAUGUUUAGGUCCAGUUAUAAGGCAAGGUGCUUGGUAUAAGAUUGAGAGUCUUCAACAAAAAACAAAUGUUGUAGUAGGUGUUAUUCCAACUAAUGUAAAUAAAUAUACUAGUUAUUUAGAAGUGAAAGAUCUCUGUGAAGAACCAACACAAUGUAAUUCAUUUACAGGAUUAUAUUCAUUUACAAUUAAUAAAGGAGAAAGUAAGUACAAUUUUGCUACAGCACAUAAAACUAUUAAUGAAGUUAAUGACUUACCUGACUAUGGUGCUUUUUUGUUUUAUGCUUCUUAUGGAAUUGAAACUAGAGGUUCUUCAAUUGAAAAAAGAAUCAUGAUUGAUAGUCUUCCAUAUACUGGAGUUGCUUUACUUGGUGGAGCACGUUCUAAAUGGAGUUGUGAUCAAGAAAAAGAAUCAAUUGGUAUUUGGUAUGGAAUUAAAACAUAUGGUGGCAUUACUUAUGUUGCUACAUCCUGUGGUGAGGAAACUAAUUCAAAUAUUGGUGUUACUGCAUCUGGUGACUAUUAUUAUCCAUAUUGGACAUGUUUCUCUCCAGACACUGAAUCAACAUGUGGGUUUGGAAGUACAAUCCAAUUAGAAUUAUAUAAAACUAUUCCUGCUAUUAAUACUUCAAUUCUUUUCCAUGCAAAAGAUGUCAAUGCUCAAAAAGCAUUUACUAGAGUUAGUAUUUAUGAACAAAAUGUUAGACCAAAGAAUUCAAUGUGUUCUAACGCUGAAGAAAUUCAUGUCCCAGCAAUCAAAUAUUUCAAUACAAUGUUCUCUACUUCAUCACGAAGAAUUUGUGGAUCAACUGAAGAUGGAAUAAAAGGUGUAUGGUAUCAUAUCACAGCUCCAGAAGAUAAAACUCUUCAGGCAUUAACUGAUGACUCAUCAACAUUCUAUUCCCAUAUUGAUAUGUAUAAAGAAUGUACUACUAACUUAGAAGAGUCAUGGCCAAAAGAAUGUGUUGCCUUUGGAGAUUAUACCACUUCUCCUGUUGGUCGAAAAGGAACUAUUGUUUCUUAUCCAAUGAAAAAAGGUGAGUCUGUCUAUUGA
Molecule: messenger RNA, 2373 nt
Organism: Entamoeba nuttalli P19
Lineage: Eukaryota; Evosea; Mastigamoebida; Endamoebidae
Exons: 2
Coding region: 1-2373 (790 amino acids)
Source: RefSeq, a predicted model, not a curated record